Daktulosphaira vitifoliae (grape phylloxera) is the source of this 1064-nucleotide messenger RNA. RefSeq lists its product as uncharacterized. The record is from RefSeq and is a predicted model, not a curated record. Bases 120 to 827 code for a protein of 235 amino acids. The transcript has 2 exons. NCBI's taxonomy places the organism in Eukaryota, Metazoa, Arthropoda, Insecta, Hemiptera, Phylloxeridae.
GUCAUCCUGUAAGCAGGCACUCUUUUGUCGUCAGUACAUCUGUGUUGACUACCGUGGCGGGUUUUCGAGUUAAUUAAAAAAGUGAUUUAUUUUAUUUUUUACAAAGUGUUGAUAUCAAAAUGAAAUCAUGGAAAUAUGGUAAAGAGCAUCAUAUGAAAAGUUACAAGGGACAUCAUCACAUUGCACAAGAAUUUUUUUUGAAUCAAAUGAUGAAAAGAUAUGAAUUAAAAAGUUUAUUUUAUGCAAAAAUAUUUAAAAAACUCAUGAAGAACAUACAUUUUAGUGAUUUAUUACACUCCGAGUUGUACUCAAACAAAAUGGAAAAGAGACAUGACAAAUUUGAAAGAGAAAUGGGGCCAGAAUUACAUUUUAAAAAAAUGAAAAGAGGACACAAUUUCAAGAAAAUGAAAAAAGAACAUCAUUUUAAACAUAUGAUGAAUAAUGGAUUUAGUCAUUCUUAUGAGGAAUCAGAUUUUGAACCAAAACGAAAUUUUGAUAAAAUAAAAAGAGGACACCAUUUUAAAUUUACAAUGAAGAAAAGACGUCAUAAUUCUGAUAUCGAAUCAGACUCAGGACCUAAAUCACAUUUUAUGAAAAUGAAAAAGGGACACCAUAUCAAACAUAUGAUGAAGAAAGGCCAUCAUUUUAAAAAUAUGAUGGACGGCAAAAAAAAUAAAAAACAUCAUAUGAAUAAAGAAAAAUGCAAAAGGAAGUACAAAUAUCAUGGACCUAAUAAAAAACAUAAUUUGAAUUCAAUUAGCAGCAGUAGUGAUAGCGAUAGUGAAGAUUAUAUGGAAUCCGAUACUUACUCUAUUGUGACAGUUUAAGCAUUUAAUUUAGAUAUUUACAAUAUGUGACCUAAUAUCUACUAGUUAAAACUUAAUUUAAAGUAUUUUUUAGUUACAAACUUUUAAGCUGAUUACCAUAAAAGUUUAAAAUUAAAAUGAUUAAAAUUAUUGUAGUCUUUGAUUUGUGAAAUCAACAGAGAUAAUUUUAUUUUUAUUAUACCUUUUAAAUUUAUAUUAUUAAUUUUUGUUUGAAUUUGAAUAAAUGCUUUUUAAAGA